Messenger RNA from Lolium rigidum, 612 nucleotides. Its product is annotated as histone H2B.1-like. Gene Ontology annotation, molecular function: protein heterodimerization activity; DNA binding; structural constituent of chromatin. The coding region runs from base 56 to 514 and encodes 152 amino acids. The record is from RefSeq and is a predicted model, not a curated record. Gene Ontology annotation, cellular component: nucleosome. Gene Ontology annotation, biological process: nucleosome assembly. NCBI's taxonomy places the organism in Eukaryota, Viridiplantae, Streptophyta, Magnoliopsida, Poales, Poaceae. The transcript has a single exon.
CGUCUUCCACCUCCCAGCGAAACCACCACUCUCCCGUUCCAACCCAGCAGCAUCCAUGGCGCCCAAGGCCGAGAAGAAGCCGGCGGAGAAGAAGCCCGUGGAGGAGGAGCCGGCGACCGAGAAGGCCAAGAAGACCCCCGCUGCCAAGAAGCCCAAGGCGGGAAAGAGCCUGCCCGCCGGGAAGACCGCCGCCAAGGAGGGCGGCGAGAAGAAGGGCAAGAAGAAGGCCAAGAAGUCCGUGGAGACGUACAAGAUUUACAUCUUCAAGGUGCUGAAGCAGGUGCACCCCGACAUCGGCAUCUCCUCCAAGGCCAUGUCCAUCAUGAACUCCUUCAUCAACGAUAUAUUUGAGAAGUUGGCUGGUGAGUCCGCCAAGCUCGCGAGGUACAACAAGAAGCCCACCAUCACGUCCCGGGAGAUCCAGACCUCCGUCCGCCUCGUCCUCCCCGGCGAGCUCGCCAAGCACGCCGUCUCCGAGGGCACCAAGGCCGUCACCAAGUUCACUUCCUCCUAGACUGUUCAUGUGUUCCUCCUAGAUGGUUUCCUGCUAGUUCCAAGAUUUAGAUGUAACCUCUAGUUAACUGUCUCGGUUAAUGUAAGGUCUGCUUCUUG